UGGAGACGCGGGAGGCUAGGCCGGCGUGGCGCCAAAAGUAACCCUACCGCCGUCCCCUUUCGUCUCUCCUGCCGGCGCGACGCAGGGGCGAACUCGGGGUCGGAGAGUCAGUACCCCCGGCGACCUUCCCGGCCCUCCAGAUAAAACCUGGCACUGCAUCUCACAGUAAGACAGAGGCAGUUUCAUAGAGAAAAGUAUUAGCUUGGCUGCCUCAGCAGUACCUUGUUGGCAGUCCAGAAGGUGCUGCAGAAAUCAUUGGUGUAGAACCAAAUCCCAAACCGGUGUCACCAGUAACAAAGCUGAAGGGGCCAACGACCACCACUGAUGGCGUUGUGGUGUGAGAACAUGUCGUUGCCGCCCCGUGUCCUUGUUGCUCCCCGCCCUUCUGGUGCCAAUGGUCAAGGGAAUAUUCUAUUACUUCGCCAUCCGAAACUAGAAGAAGAAACACAGUAUCUGUUCACUGAUGGCCAACUUCAUGAAUUCAAUUGGUUUAAGGAGCGUUACGGUUCUUGGUUCUUGGGAGAUUAUGUCUGUGAAGAUGGUAGCGUUUACUACUGCACACUUGUUGACCCCAUCUUCAUUCUUCUACCACUUUUCGAAGCUGCACGUAUGUCGAACGGUAAGGAUCUGGGAAAAUUCAGACAGCUGGAUGAAAUUUUAUACAUCGAAGGUUAUCCUGGAUAUCAGCACCUCAUGAGCAUAGCAGGAAAGCAUAUGGAACUGGUUUGUGAAGUUAAAGAAGUUGCUAAUAUGAAGUUCUUCAGGCUAGAUGAUUCCAAGGUCUUAACUUGGCUGUGCUGUAAGGUACACAGUAUAAAAGAGGCUAUCUCUAAGUUAGGUAAAAAUUAUGCUGCUCAAGGAGAAAGAGAACUGUUGAAAGAGGCUGUCCAAAUAAUUCGUGAAAACCUGAAGGAUGAACCAUGGCUAACAGUACUCUGCAAGAAGUUGCAGUUAGACAUCAAUGAGAUAAAUGAUAUGGCCAAAACCAAUAACACGUCAUUUUGUGCUGAUAGUUCUCCUGUACCUGCUCCAGCUCGUCCCUCAGAGGGGAGCGUAGGAAAUGGCAGUGCCAAGUCAAGCAAAGGGAGGCCUGCGAAGAAACUGAAGCCUGAGGUAGGAUCAAAGAACAUUAAAGACAUGUUCCGAAGGGUGACAAGGAGUGGGACAUAACCCCGUGCGGCCUGAUUUUAUCAUCAACAUCUCACAGGGUGCUUGAUAUUCUUGGAGUUGCCGGGUUAUCUCCAAAUCUGAUGUGCUGCGAUGCCAUCGACCAUUGUUGGUUCUUGACCCAGAAACCCCUAUAUGUAAGCUGCAUUAGCUCCUUGACGAACCCUGUUGAGCUGCACUAACUGUAGCCUUAGUAAAUCAGAUCUGUAGGGCGUCGAUUCAAUUGUUUGGACUAUGAACCUUGGAAUUUAUUCGUACCCAAAUUGUUAAUCUCAUUGAGCUGCCUGCUGAGGCUGUAACUGAACAUAUGCAGUUGCUUAA
Messenger RNA from Aegilops tauschii subsp. strangulata, 1488 nucleotides. RefSeq lists its product as uncharacterized. The record is from RefSeq and is a predicted model, not a curated record. Gene Ontology annotation, cellular component: ribonuclease H2 complex; nucleoplasm. Lineage: Eukaryota; Viridiplantae; Streptophyta; Magnoliopsida; Poales; Poaceae. Gene Ontology annotation, biological process: RNA catabolic process.